AAAACUUAUCCUCACAUCUCAUUAGGCCUCUUCUAGUACUAAAAUCCAUUUCCCCCAAAACUGCCAUCUUCUUUAUGCUCUCUGUCUUCCAUCAUUCCAUGGAUACAUUAUCAAGCACAGUUUCAACCCUCAAGAUUCCAUCAGUACCCACACAAACUCAUCAUCAUCGUGAAUUAUUCUAUCAUCACUUCAUAAGAACUAAUACUCCCAACUGUCAACCCUGUGUUUCUUCUUCCACUGCUUCCAUUAUUCCCAGAACCAGCAAGAAGGCUGCUGCCUCUACUUUUCUACCAGUCUCUGCUUCCUCAUCGUCACCGCCUCUCCAACCACGUUCUUCUUCUCCAAUCUUCCAUGCAAAGCCAGCCACUGGGUACGCAGCGGCCAUAAUAGAGGUGGCUCAAAGCACCAAGUCCCUUCACGCCGUUCACAUGGAUGUUCAGAGGCUCCUGAGGUUUCUCCAAUCAAGCAAUAAUAACGAUAAGGGAGAAGCAGCGGCUACCAUGAUGAAGGAGGUGGGCAAGCAAGGAAAGUUUCAGAGGCACGUGGUUGCGUUGUUGAGGAUGCUGAUGAAGAAGGGCAAAUUGGGAAUUUUGGGAGAAGUUUUAAAAGAGUUCGAGAGGAUCUACGAGGAGCUUUGUGGAACUCAAGUGGUGUUGGUGUCAUCUGAAGAGUUGUUAGGGAUAGCCAAGAAGGUGCGGCAAACACCCUCUUUUGUCUUCUGAACUCAAAUUGAAUGUGUUCAAGGAUGAUGAUCAAUUCAAACCUAUAUAUAUAUUGUAAAUCUCAAA
Molecule: messenger RNA, 788 nt
Organism: Arachis duranensis
Lineage: Eukaryota; Viridiplantae; Streptophyta; Magnoliopsida; Fabales; Fabaceae
Exons: 1
Coding region: 75-722 (215 amino acids)
Biological process (GO): photosynthetic electron transport in photosystem II; photosynthetic electron transport in photosystem I; proton motive force-driven ATP synthesis
Cellular component (GO): chloroplast thylakoid membrane
Molecular function (GO): proton-transporting ATP synthase activity, rotational mechanism
Source: RefSeq, a predicted model, not a curated record